AUCCUAAAAUGUCUGAUGCUGCUGUUGACACCUUAGCCACUGGAGACAAAGCAGAAAUUACUGAGAUGCCCAGUAGUGAUUCUUUACCGGAAGAUGAAGUGCACUGUGACUCAGCUACAAUUUCAGAUGAGCCAAUGCCAGCUGACCCCAGAGGAGACGUGCUUGAAAAUGCAGCUCUUCAGGGUGCAGAGGCUGCUGCUCCUGGGCCCCCUGGGCAGCCCCCAGAUGCCAAUGCCAUGGAAUCCUCCCUCAAUGAAGAAGUGAUUGAGGAUACACUUGCUGAGUGCACUGAUUCUGUCAGCCUUGAGACAGAACCUGGGUCUGAAAUACCCCUGAAAGAACAGAAUGAUCUGGCUGUGGAUUCCCCUGCAAGUGGAGGAGCAUGGGCAGGCUGGGGCUCCUGGGGCAAAUCUCUGCUCUCAUCAGCAUCUGCCACUGUAGGUCAUGGAUUGACAGCCGUCAAGGAAAAAGCAGGGGCCACCCUACGGAUUCACAGUGCAAACCCUGGACCUUCUGAAGGGGCACAAACAGAUACUGAAGACGGAGCCCCUGAAAUAACAGAUGCAGCCACAGAUCCAAGCCCCGCAGAAAGCCCCCCCAUUUCUCCUCCAUCAGCUCCUCGGGGCAUGCUGUCUGCCAUCACCAAUGCAGUUCAGAACACCGGUAAAAGCGUCUUAACUGGAGGUCUUGAUGCUUUGGAAUUCAUCGGCAAGAAAACUAUGAAUGUCCUUGCAGAAAGUGACCCAGGCUUUAAGCGGACCAAGACGCUCAUGGAGAGAACUGUCUCUUUGUCUCAGAUGCUAAGGGAAGCCAAGGAGAAGGAGAAGCAGAGACUGGCACAGCAGCUCUCAGUGGAGAGGACUGCGCACUACGGCAUGCUGUUUGAUGAGUAUCAAGGCCUGUCCCACCUGGAAGCCCUAGAAAUUCUAUCCAAUGAAAGUGAAAGCAAGGUUCAGUCAUUUUUAGCAUCACUUGAAGAAGAGAAGCUGGAACUCUUAAAACAUGACCUAAUUUCCAUUAAAGACAUCUUUGCAGCCAAAGAAUUAGAGAAUGAAGAGAACCAAGGAGAACAAGGCUUAGAAGAAAAGGGAGAAGAAUUUGCCAGCAUGCUUACAGAGCUGCUCUUUGAAUUACAUGUGGCAGCCACGCCUGACAAACUCAAUAAGGCCAUGAAGAAAGCGCAUGACUGGGUGGAAGAGGGUCACACCCCAGUGUCAGUAGAUGUCACAAAAGAAUCAGAGGAGGAAAUGAAGAAGAUAGAAAAGGAAGAAAAACCCGAAGACCCUCAAGAAGACAAAAAGGAAGAAAAGAGCAUGAAGACCGUGGAGGAAGUAUACAUGUUAUCUAUUGAAAGCCUGGCAGAAGUGACAGCACGCUGUAUCGAACAGCUUCAUAAAGUAGCAGAAUUAGUUCUUCAUGGACAAGAAGAGGAAAAACCAGCUGAGGACCAAGCAAAAGUUCUGAUAAAAUUAACUACUGCAAUGUGCAAUGAAGUGGCCUCUUUAUCAAAGAAAUUUACAAAUUCUUUAACCACUGUUGGGAGCAACAAGAAGGCGGAGGUCCUUAACCCCAUGAUCAAUAGUGUAUUGUUAGAGGGCUGCAAUAGCACCACGUACGUACACGAUGCCUUCCAGCUGCUGCUGCCCGUUCUGCAGGUCUCACACAUCCAGACCAGUUGUUUGAAAGCACAACCAUGACCUGGCCAGACUCUAUCUUUUAAAGGAAACUGCAGGCCACAUUGCUUUAAUGUACACCGCUGAAGGGGAUGUUUCCUAUGCAUCUGGCUUCCGACACCCACUGAAGGACACUACAGGCAGUUUUGCACAGACAGUAUUGAGAAUGCAAGUUUAAGGAAAGUUAUCAUUUAUCUUAAUGUAUAAGGUUGCCUUUACAAAUAAUUGUGUUUUCUUUAUGUUAACUUAAACAUGCGUAGCUUUUGUUGAACGUUUCCUUUUAUCUGAAAUUCACUCAUAAGUAUUCAUGACCACUUUUUUUGGUCAAGCAUGCUAAUUUCUAGAAAUUCAUGACCCUAGAUUCCUCUUUUAACCCUUUAUAUUUCUACCUUCAAAAUGUCCCAUUCUUAUAGUAUUACUUUUAAAUCAAUUCUUAUGCUGAACUUUGUUUUGUUACAUAAAUAUCGUGGACAAAAAUAACACUACUUAUAAAUUGCUUACCUAUUGUGGUAAAAGAGGAGCAUCA
Carlito syrichta (Philippine tarsier) is the source of this 2199-nucleotide messenger RNA. RefSeq names its product family with sequence similarity 114 member A1 (gene FAM114A1). The record is from RefSeq and is a predicted model, not a curated record. Lineage: Eukaryota; Metazoa; Chordata; Mammalia; Primates; Tarsiidae. The transcript has 13 exons. Bases 9 to 1697 code for a protein of 562 amino acids.